Molecule: messenger RNA, 2573 nt
Organism: Schistocerca serialis cubense
Lineage: Eukaryota; Metazoa; Arthropoda; Insecta; Orthoptera; Acrididae
Product: pyruvate kinase-like
Exons: 10
Coding region: 22-1767 (581 amino acids)
Biological process (GO): glycolytic process
Cellular component (GO): cytoplasm
Molecular function (GO): magnesium ion binding; pyruvate kinase activity; potassium ion binding
Source: RefSeq, a predicted model, not a curated record
CAGUCACUCAGGUAGCAUUUUAUGAGAAGGCCACUCCUUGCAGGGGGCCUUAACUUUGUAGUAGGUUGUUUCAAGGGCAGUGUAUCACCUCUCAUCCGUAUUCAAUUUUUCUUGCAGUCUGGUGCCUGUAGGUUGGUAAAUCAAAGGAGAAGUAUGGUUUGGUCAACUGUUUACGAUACUGAUAAGACAAUGACAGACCAACCUAGUCAUCUGCCAAAAAUGCAGAUGCAAGCAGCAGAUGCAGUUAGCCACCUCGACCAUAUGUGCGCCCUCGACAUUGACUCGAAGGCUUCAUAUGUUCGUCUCUCUGGCAUCAUUUGUACGAUUGGGCCAGCAUCUCGUGAUCCAGCUGUGCUGGAAAAGAUGAUGGAAACGGGUAUGAACGUAGCGAGAUUGAAUUUCUCGCACGGCAGUCACGAGUACCAUGCAGAGACGAUAAAGAACAUUCGUGAAGCCGCAGCCAAUUACAGCAAGAAAUUGGGCAUGGAAUAUCCACUGGCAAUUGCCCUUGACACAAAAGGGCCAGAGAUCCGAACAGGGCUGCUUGAGGGGGGCGGCUCAGCUGAGGUGGAGUUGGUGAAGGGCCAGUCCAUAAAGCUGACGACAGACAAGGCUUACAUGGAGAGGGGGACCUCUGAGACUGUGUACGUGGACUACGACAACAUCCUGAAUGUGGUGAAGCCGGGAAACCGCAUCUUCAUUGAUGACGGACUUAUUUCUGUUAUCUGCACCUCUGUAGCCCCACCUCACUUGGUGUGCACUGUGGAGAAUGGAGGAAUGCUGGGAUCUCGCAAGGGUGUUAACCUGCCUGGCCUCCCUGUAGACUUGCCAGCUGUUUCUGAGAAGGAUAAAAAGGACCUGUUGUUUGGUGUGGAGCAGCAGGUGGACAUGGUGUUCGCAUCAUUCAUACGGAAUGCGGCAGCUCUCCAAGAGAUACGCAGUGUCAUGGGUGAAGGAGGAAAGAAGAUUCUUAUCAUCUCAAAAAUUGAAAACCAUCAGGGAAUGGUUAAUUUGGACGAGAUCAUAGAGGCAUCUGAUGGCAUCAUGGUGGCCCGUGGCGACCUGGGUAUUGAAAUUCCUCCUGAAAAGGUCUUCCUUGCUCAGAAGGCAAUGAUUUCCAGGUGCAACAAGGUCGGGAAGCCAGUCAUCUGUGCGACACAGAUGUUGGAGUCCAUGGUGAAGAAGCCCCGACCCACGAGGGCCGAAACCUCGGACGUUGCAAAUGCCAUCCUGGAUGGUGCUGACUGUGUCAUGCUGUCUGGUGAGACUGCCAAGGGAGACUACCCCCUGGAGUGUGUGCUGACCAUGGCAAACAUCUGCAAGGAGGCAGAAGCGGCCAUCUGGCAGAGGCAGAUCUUCAGCGACCUCAGUUCCAAGGCUGUUCCUCCGAUGGACGUAGCACAAUCAGUAGCGAUCGCCACUGUGGAGGCUUCCAUGAAGUGCUUGGCCACUGCCAUCAUUGUGAUCACCACCACUGGGCGGUCGGCACACCUAAUCUCAAAGUACCGUCCCAGGUGCCCGAUAAUCGCCGUCACGCGGUACGGACAAGUGGCUCGUCAGUGCCAUCUCUACAGGGCUAUUCUGCCCUUGCAUUACACAGCACCACCGCUGCAGGACUGGCUGAAGGAUGUGGACGUGCGUGUCCAGUUUGGUUUGCAGUUCGGCAAGUCUCGUGGUUUCAUUCGUGAUGGAGACCCAGUAAUCGUCGUCACUGGCUGGAAGCAGGGCUCCGGAUUCACAAACACGAUGCGCAUUGUUCACGUGUAAUCAUGCCAAGUCAGUUGUAGCUGCUUGCUGAAACAUUUCAUCCCAUCUUUCGUUUGGCUUUCUGUUGGCAUCUCAGUGCCCGUAUGCCGUGUAAUGUAAUAAAAUUUUGUAGCAGCAAAUGCUAGACUGUGUUGUCUGUAGACUGUCCUUCCAUAUUUAGGAAGAGUCAGUGAGGUACUGCCAAAGAUAACUACUCAGUUCACACACACCUGGAUGCUUUGUUGAGGAAUUUUACUCCUCAGUUUCAUGUUCACUGUUUCAUGGUGAAUGCACCAAAAGCUGUCCUCUUCAAAAUAUUGUUGUAUGUUCAGGCGGUGUGUGUGUGCACCCGUCAGUUUUGUGUAUUUGUGCUUUAGUUCAAUCAUGUUGUCAAUUCUAUUGUUCCUGGAAAUGAAAAAUACCCAGCCAUGCAUAUUUUCAGUAUUAAAAUGUUGGAAGUAGUUAUUGAACACGGCAUGGAAAACACUGUAAUGUAUGUAAUACAAAUAGUUUAUAAUUAAGAAGGCAGAGUUAACGUUGUGAUAUAUAUUUGAUAUAUCUAUAUUACUGUUGAACCUGUAAAAGUUAACUUUCCCCUCCAUAGAGCCUGGCAGUUUCCAAGCAUACAAUGUAAUUGUUCCUGAUGACAGUAUAAUUUUAAUUUAUUUUUAUUAACUUAUAGCUAUUUAAAAACUGUUGGGCAAUAUCUGGUUCCGAUAAUUGUUGAUAUGUAUUAAAUUUUGUGUAAGUUGAUAAAGAAAGGAAAACUACAUUGAAGUAAUACUGUAACGAAAAAAGUUGAAAAUAUACUCAGCAUAUCUGAUUGA